UGGAGUUCGAAGAUGGCUUACAAAUUGUUCCUUCUGAAUGGUUAACUGAAAAUAAUAAGGAAUGUAAAUGGCCAUCAUAUACAAGUCAAAUUAAGAUAAAUAAAGCAAUUAUGAAAAGAAUAUUUCCUUCUGAUGAUUGGCAAUUAUAUAAAAUAAUCCGUAUUUUUGGUAGCAGCGAUACAUAUGAUAAAGCUAUAGACAAACUUAAAUUAGCUGAACAAAUAUCCGAUAUAGAUGGUGAUGAUGGAAAUGACCUCAAAAAAUCGAGAUAUCAACGAGCAAAAAAAAAUGGUUCCUCUGCUGAUAAUUCUGAUACAAAUGACACAAGCAUCAAUAAAUUAAAAACUCGCAAUGAUUUAGAGUUAGAUGAUUUUCCUAAUACACCAAAAGCUUUAACAAUAAAUAAGAGCAAAAUCUGUGAAAUAAGGACAUCAUUAAUACAAGGUGAUAAGAAAAUGAAUCGAGCAAAAAAAUUUUCAAGUUCUUCUUCUGAUAAUUCAGAUAGAACUGACACAAGCAAUGAUUUAGAUGAAGCUUCUAAUAUAUCAAACGAUUUAAAUAAAAGCAAAAUGACCUAUGAAAUAAAAAAACCACUGAUAAAAAGUGAUAAGAAAAUAACUAAGCCUCUGAUACAAAUAAGUAAUGAAAAAGUAAUUAAUAUUCAGUCUAAAAAAAUUUCUGCAGUUACAUGUAAUAAAUCCAUAAGUUCACAAGAACAUCGAACAGCAAAUAAAGAUGACCUUGUUCCACAAAAUUCAGAUACAAUAUCUACAUCCAAUACUUGUAAUGCUGAGAUUGAUUUAGAUUUUCAUAAUUUAAUUAUCAGGAAACUAAAUGCAGUAUUGUUGAAUCUUGCAACAAUUGAUGAACGUUUAAUAAAGUUGGAUAAUCAAAUCAGAAGAAAUGAGGAUACGGAUUCAAAAGAAAAUGAAGAUUAUGAUUUCGAUUUGCCAGCAGAUACCGUAGAACAAUUACAGAGAAUUGAUAAUCAAUUAAAAAACAAAUGUAUUGCUGCAGAAAUGACAAGACAAUUGAGCCUUUUAGGAGGUAAGGAUCAUCAUGAUGUGAUUUCGUACAUGAUGAAACAUAUUUUAACAAAUAUGCAAUGGAAUAUAGUUGGGCUGGUGCAAAAUUGAAAAAUGCCUUUAAAAAUCUUCGCAUUACUAUAUGCAUCAUAAAUGCUGCGCGAACUUCAAGAAGCAAUUUAACAAAUAAGGAAAUUGAGGAUAUAAUUGCAAGAUGGCUAAUUUUAGCCAAGCAGAGAUUUGACCGAGAUUUGAAAAAGGAAGAACGAAAAAAGAGAUGCGAAAAUGAGGAGAUCUAAA
Camponotus floridanus (Florida carpenter ant) is the source of this 1325-nucleotide messenger RNA. Its product is annotated as dentin sialophosphoprotein. The transcript has 6 exons. The record is from RefSeq and is a predicted model, not a curated record. The coding region runs from base 111 to 1136 and encodes 341 amino acids. Lineage: Eukaryota; Metazoa; Arthropoda; Insecta; Hymenoptera; Formicidae.